Messenger RNA from Trametes versicolor FP-101664 SS1, 690 nucleotides. RefSeq lists its product as uncharacterized. The transcript has a single exon. NCBI's taxonomy places the organism in Eukaryota, Fungi, Basidiomycota, Agaricomycetes, Polyporales, Polyporaceae. The record is from RefSeq and is a predicted model, not a curated record. The annotation marks the transcript as partial.
UUGUUGUUGUGGUUGCGUAGCAGUCUAAGUCCUCAGGAUAUUCGUGACCGUGUAUUGGGAGAUGAGCAGUUUCGAGAUGAUUUAUUACUUUGGUUAGACAGUUGUCAUCAGGGACAAUUCUCGCUAUCUAAUGAGGCUGAGAUUAGAGAAAGAAUAAAACAGCGAAAACGUAAUGAUAAAACAGCGGUGCCCAAUGUCGCUUCCGAUAAUAUUAAUGAGGAUGAUAUGGGCGGUGUGGAAGAUGACGAAGCACGUAAAGGUGCAUUCCGUGAUCCUUGUACGUGCCUUGUUGCCAAACCUCCAACUGCAAGGGAUGAGGCCACUGUUCAAGAUUGGAUAUUUAACGUCAUGUAUGAUACAGAUGAGAUAGUCUACAUGUCCAAUCGGCACGACCGACAUCAUCGGCAUGGAUGUAUGCGGGGAUUUCCCCAGUAUUGUAAAGCUCGCUUUCCGAGGGAGAUACGGAAAGAAACUGGUGUGGAUCCGGAAACGGGUGCAUUGAGGUUUAAAAAAAUGGAAGCAUGGAUUAAUACUUAUAACGUAGUUUUAUCGUACGUGCUUCGUUUUAAUACAGAUGUAACUUGUUUGUUGUCUGGUACGCAAGUAAGAGCAAUUAUUGCUUACGUCACAGACUAUGUUACAAAGAGUCCUCUUAAUAUGUAUUCGAUUUUGGAAGCAAUUAAAACUGUG